Molecule: messenger RNA, 2004 nt
Organism: Osmia bicornis bicornis
Lineage: Eukaryota; Metazoa; Arthropoda; Insecta; Hymenoptera; Megachilidae
Product: cytosolic carboxypeptidase 6
Exons: 7
Coding region: 19-1806 (595 amino acids)
Biological process (GO): proteolysis
Molecular function (GO): zinc ion binding; metallocarboxypeptidase activity
Source: RefSeq, a predicted model, not a curated record
ACCUUUCGCGAGAUCGUUAUGGGGGAGGGUCGUGAUCCUUUGGAACACACUAGUCUUUAUCAGAGAGCUGACAGCGAAGACAGCGAUACAGAGGGUGGUCUGGGCAACGUGAACAAGAUGGUAAUGCGACCACCGGGUCACAGUGGAAAAGCUAAGAAAGGACACAUCUGUUUCGAUGCCUCCUUCGAGACAGGGAACCUGGGCAGGGUGGAUCUUAUCUCAGAGUUCGAAUACGAUCUAUUCAUCAGACCGGACACCUGCAAUCCACGUCUUCGUCUGUGGUUCAAUUUCACCGUGGAUAACGUGAAGGCCGAGCAACGAGUAGUCUUCAACAUCGUCAACAUUUCCAGAAGUGCUAAUCUCUUUCGACACGGAAUGACACCGUUGGUGAAGAGCAGCAGCAAACCUAAGUGGCAGAGGAUUCCAAGGGACCAAGUGUUCUACUACAAGUCCGCGCAACACCAGAAUCACUAUGUCCUAAGCUUCGCCUUCUCCUUCGACCGCGAGGAGGACGUGUAUCAAUUUGCCCUGUCUUAUCCGUACUCGUACAGCCGAUACCUAGCGCACCUAGACAACCUCUGCACAAGGAUAACUUGCACAAAGAGAGAGACCCUAGCCACGUCUGUUCAGAAGAGGAAAAUCGAGCUAAUCACGAUAAGCUCGAACCUGGACGAUACUCGAGAUCGAUCCAGAAGAGUCGUAGUCGUUCUCGCCAGGAUUCAUCCGGGCGAAUCACCGUCUUCCUUCGUCUGCCAAGGUCUAAUGGACUUUCUGGUUAGCUCCCAUCCCAUCGCUCAAGUCCUGAGGAACUACGUCGUCUUCAAAGUAGUACCGAUGCUAAAUCCUGACGGCGUAUUUCUUGGCAAUUAUAGAUCCACGGCGAUAGGCGCAGAUUUGAACCGUUCUUGGAACAAAAUCUCUGAUUGGAUUCAUCCUGCUCUAGUGGCGAUCAAACCCAUGCUGAAGAACCUUGACAAAAGCAGCCGUACCCCUUUAGACUGCGUGCUGGAUUUGCAUGCUCAUACAAAUGCCACAGGGAUCUUUGUUUAUGGGAACACGUACGAUGAUGUGUACAGGUACGAGAGGCACAUCGUUUUGCCGAAGUUAUUGGCGCAACACGCCGAAGGUUAUGAAAUGGGACACACGAUGUACAAUCAGGAUCCACACAAGGCAGGGACCGCCCGUCGUUAUCUGUGCUCCAUUCUCAAGGAACACGUCAACUGUUACAGCAUCGAGGUAUCGAUGUACGGAUACAAUAGAAAAGCUACCACUGAAAUAUUCCCGUACACCGACGAAGGAUAUUACAGGGUAGGACGUAGUCUGGCCCGCGUUUUCUUAGAAUACUACAAAUUAAUGGGUAUUAUUCCUGCCGGCCUGCCUGAUCAACCUUCCGCCAAAAGAACGCGUCAAUCUCGGCCAAGGUAUCGGGUUCUUAGAGAACCAAGAAGAAAAACCUGCAGAACACCGGCUCCUAUGCAUCUCGCCAGUAUUCACGAGUAUUUCCAAGAGGAGACGGAGCUACCCGUGAGCGGUGGUUGCCGAUCGAUGAGCGGCACGCGGAUGAGCCAGCUUGGGACCGGAAGUGGAAGUGGAACGGGAACGGGCGUCGGCGGGUGCAGGAACCGGAGCUACAGGUUCCGGAGCCCCGGGGCACCGAUCGUCAGGGUGCAGCCCCUGUCUCGACAUCCAGCCGAGCCUCGGCUCACCAUUAUCGAUUUCAAUCAGCUGACGAGGGGCGGUUUGGAGCUGGCUACCAGCAAGAACAGAGCAAAGGUCGCUCGAAAAGCCGCUAAGCCGAGAAGAUAGCGAUCGUCUCGACUUGGACGUCAUCCCAUCGGAAGCAAUCGACGGUUGAAAUGCUUUUCAACAAAAGCUUUCGAGCUAUUUUCAUCGAAUUCGACUGGCCUCCUUUUCAAACGCGACUUGUGGAUACGAUCAUAAGGGUCAUUAAAUUUUCACCGAUACUUUCAGAUGUAAUUAAUUGAUCCUCAUCUAUCACAGAUU